UUCGACUUCGACUCCCCCGACGGCGGCGACGCCUGGCUGCUCGACGCCAUGGCCACGUCGCUCCACUUCUCGGCCGCGUCUCCGCCGCUGUGGCCUUGCGGCGACCCGCACCAUUCCUCCGUCGUGCCGCUGGACACGGCCGCCCCGCAGGACGACGCCCCGGGCGCGCGCUCCGGGAAAUCUGAAAUAACCAAGAAAGGCGAACCUAUCAAUGGUAAAUGCCAGGUUCAUCUUUCCAUGGUUGAAGAUUAUUCUGAUAGCUCUUAUUUCUUGAAGGAAAGGCUUACACUAGCUCUUAGGUACUUCAAGGAGUCUACCAAUCAGCACUUGUUGGUUCAGGUUUGGGUGCCCAUCAGGAAAGGGGAUCGCUACAUGCUAAGCACUUCAGGGCAGCCCUUUGUGCUUGACCAACGGAGUAUCGGACUUUUUCAGUAUAGGGCUGUGUCCAUGAUGUAUAUGUUCUCUGUGGAUGGAGACAAUGUCAAAGAAUUGGGACUACCUGGGCGCGUAUACAAGCAGAAGGUUCCUGAAUGGACACCCAAUGUGCAGUACUACAGCAGUACUGAGUACGCACGGCUUAACCAUGCAAUAAGCUACAACGUUCAUGGUACUGUUGCCUUGCCUGUGUUUGAUCCUUCCACGAAGUCAUGUAUCGCUGUUGUUGAACUUAUAAUGACAUCAAAGAAAGUAAACUAUGCAAGUGAGAUUGGUAAAGUCAGCAAAGCUCUUGAGGCUGUGAACCUUAAAAGCACUGAAGUUGUCGAACAUCCAUAUGUCCAGAUAUUUAAUGAAGGCCAUCAAGCUACACUAGUAGAGAUGUUGGAAGUCUUAACAGUAAUUUGCGAAGAGCUCAAACUGCCCUUAGCUCAGACUUGGGUGCCUUGCAAAUACCAAAACUUACUGGUACCUUGUGGUGUGAAGAAGAGUAACUUCAACAUUCAUGGAAGUUGUGCCCAAGAAUUAUGCAUGUCAACUAGUGAUGUUGUAUUUCAUGUCAUCGAUGCUCAUAUGUGGGGAUUCCGAGAUGCUUGUGUAGAGCACCACCUGCAGAAAGGACAAGGAGUUUCUGGAAAGGCAUUCAUCCUACGUAGGCCAUGCUUUUCCAAAGAUGUGACUAGAUUCUCUAAAAUGGAGUAUCCCCUUGUGCACUAUGCUCGCAUGUUUGGAUUAGCUGGUUGUUUUUCAGUAUGCUUGCAAAGUGCUUAUACUGGAAAUGAUGAUUAUGUACUGGAGUUUUUCCUGCCACCUGAUUGCAGAGAAGAUGAUGAGCAAAAGGUUCUUUUGGAGUCCAUCUUAACUCUGCUGAGACAGCAUCUUCAUAGUUUACAUGUAGCCACUGAUGAAGGCUCAAACGAAGAACUUCAAGUCGAUGCUAUUACGGUAAUUGAUAACAAUGAAACAAAGGAUGAAUAUGUACAACAUCCGAACUUUGAAGGUGGCAUUAAUGCAUCACAUGAGAGCAAUGCGCAUGGAAUUCAUGAGUCUGACAGACAGAAAAGAAUAGCUUCAUCAGAAUAUGAAAUGUGUCUAUCACCGGAAAAUAGCACCAAAUGCAAUGGCAAAUUGUUUGUUGGACCAAACGGUGGUUGUACCUCAGAUUCUUUGUUGCCUGACAACAAUAGCAAACAUCAUGGAAGGAGACGAGGAAAAGCAGAAAAAACAUUCAGUUUGGAAGUUAUUCAACAUUAUUUUACUGGAAGCUUGAAGAAUGCAGCAAAAAGUCUUGGAGUAUGUCCUACAACGAUGAAGCGCAUCUGCAGGCAACACGGGAUUUCCCGUUGGCCAUCUCGGCAAAUCAGUAAGGUUAACCGUUCUAUUUCAAAAUUAAAGAAGGUGAUUGAAUCUGUUGAAGGGUCGGAGAGUGCAUUUACUCUCACAUCUAUCACGGGUCCUCUCCCCGUUCCUUUCAGUCCGUCCAAUCCUAUCAAUGUAAAGAAUGGAAGGCAAACCGAGGUUACUGACCUUUCCAUUCCUUCUGUUCAAGAAAACAGAGGUUCGUCCUCUCAGAUUAAGUUAUUACAAAAUGAUGAUCGCCUAGGCAUGCUCAUUCCUCAGCGAAGCUUUCUGGCUAAUAUCAGCAGACAGAUCGAACAGGAGAAAGCUUUGAACUUGAGAAGUUCGUCCGGAGAACCUAGCACUAAUUCAGGGACAUCAGAAGACUCCUGCCUUGGUAGCCCUGCAAACAGGACAUUUGUUUCAACACUCAUGGAACAACAACAAAACAUGGGCAAACCAGAUAGGUUCACAAAAGGGCCAUUUCAAACACAGGACCUUCUGCUUCCGGGGCUAUUUGUUAAUGGUUCAGGAAGCUCCAAAAAUUGCAAGAGCCACAUCACAGCUGCAGUUAAUGAACCUGCUGUAGUCCCUCUGGGCAGUCUCAUGUCUGUACAUAAUUCAGGGAUAGUAACAGUGAAGGCACGCUACAAGGAAGACCUUUUAAGAUUUCGGUUCCCGUGUUCUGCAAGCAUUAUUGAUUUGAAAGAUGAAGUGGCAAAACGGAUACAGAUUGAUGUUGGUGUUUUUGAUAUCAAGUAUCUUGAUGAUGAUCAUGAAUGGGUGAAGUUGACAUGUGAUGCUGACUUGGAAGAGUGCGUGGAGAUCUCCCGGCUUUCUGGUAGCAACGUUUUGAGGCUGUUGGUCACUGACAUUGCUCCGAUCCUUGGGAGUUCUUGUGGGAGCACUGGAUGAUUUUUAAAAGUUUAUGAAUUAGCAUAGUAUAAUGCAGUGGUCUAAUAUAGUUUAUAUUCAGGCUAGCUGCUUCAGUUCUUGGCUACAUCACUAUUUUCUUUCCUUUUACAGGUAUUUCUCAUUUUGUGUAGGGAAAGCAAGGAUACAAAUCAUUUUCUAUGAGGUAGUAUGUAGAAAGAUAAGGUUGGUGUAGCAUAAAUCUAAUUGAUGUUUAGACUUUCCUGGAUGAUUGUAUGGUAUACGGUUGAUACCAGCCAAACAAAAUCCUGAAAAUAUUAUUGCUGGAAUGCUUAUAUAACUUUGAAAUAGUUGUGUUGCA
Molecule: messenger RNA, 3007 nt
Organism: Panicum hallii
Lineage: Eukaryota; Viridiplantae; Streptophyta; Magnoliopsida; Poales; Poaceae
Product: protein NLP3-like
Exons: 5
Coding region: 49-2688 (879 amino acids)
Molecular function (GO): protein binding; DNA-binding transcription factor activity
Source: RefSeq, a predicted model, not a curated record